GGAGGUGCCAUGUGGAGAACGCAGAACGGGUGUAUUGUGGCCCGAGCCCUGGUCCUGGCCACUUUGUGGCUGGCGGUGGCUGGCCGUCCUCUGGUUCGGCGAUCCCUGGCUCUGUCCAAUGAACAGCCACUCAUUCUCUAUGGCUGGGACAAGAGCACCCGCCUGCAGCACCUGUACGUCUCUGGUCCCCACAUCUCCAACUGCUUCCUGAAUAUCCGGAGCGAUGGCUCCGUGGACUGCGAGGAUGAACAAAGCGAACGAAAUUUGCUAGAGUUCCGCCCGGUCGCUCUGAAGACGAUUAGCAUCAAGGAUGUCAGCAGCGUGCGGUACCUCUGCAUGAGCGCGGACGGCAAGAUCCAGGGGCUGAUUCGUUACUCGGAGGAAGACUGCACCUUCAGUGAGAAUUUGAGCUAUAUAGGUUACAACCAGUACAGAUCCCCGAAUCACCACCUCUAUGUCAUCCUUUUGAGGAACAAACACAAGCAACAACAGCUCUCGGACAAAAAACCCUCAAACUUUCUCCCCAUGAUUUCCCGGAUCUUCAAAGCCAGAGAGGAGCGGGAGUCAAAAGUGUUACCUCUGACCCUGGAUUCUGACAGCAUGGAUCCAUUCAAGUCAGUGAAGGACAUGGAGAUAAAGAGUCCCAGCUUCCAGAAGUGAUGGGGUUCUGUCAGGAUGAAGAAUACCCCAGUGUCCCAUAAAUUUCCCCUUUAGGAAGAUGCACUAGAAGCUGUACAUAUUUUAAGUCUCAUAUUGACCAUGUGUGGUUUUAG
This is a messenger RNA of Phodopus roborovskii (desert hamster), 773 nucleotides long. RefSeq names its product fibroblast growth factor 19 (gene Fgf19). Lineage: Eukaryota; Metazoa; Chordata; Mammalia; Rodentia; Cricetidae. Gene Ontology annotation, biological process: positive regulation of cell population proliferation; cell differentiation; regulation of cell migration. The transcript is spliced from 3 exons. The record is from RefSeq and is a predicted model, not a curated record. Bases 10 to 660 code for a protein of 216 amino acids. Gene Ontology annotation, cellular component: extracellular region; cytoplasm. Gene Ontology annotation, molecular function: growth factor activity; fibroblast growth factor receptor binding.